AUUGUAAACCAGAAUUAGUUUGAUACUAUAUUAUAAUGAUUGAAAAGAUAUUACCUAAUCUAAAAUUUUCAAAAUAGCCCACAUAAAAGGGAGAUUCAUUCUGAUUCCUCAACGAACUCCUUUCACCAACUUGAAACAAUGUUUUAAAACACAACACUUUUCAUUUAAAUGCGAGCGAGCAGGGCGAAUUUGGUCCGUGGUCCAGCCACCUUCACCACUCAAGCCAAUGCUCUCCUCAUUAAGAAUUUAACUUCUCAGAAAAGAGAUUUUAAGUCAAAUAUUCGUCUCAUCGCAGUGCCUAUAAUACUUUGUUUAUUACUAGUUUUUCUUCAAAAUUGGGUGAAUAAAGAGUUGGAUAAACCAUGGAACCGAUGUGGCUGCGAAUGUAUUGGAGAAAAUGGUGAUGGAAAAUGUGAACAAGUAUGUGGUAUUCAAUACUCAGAUUUGAACCAAGCCGUUAGCUGUUCAAUUCCUAGUCCACAGGCAUGGCCACCCUUGUUAAAGAUGCCAGAAUCAAUGUAUCGUGCUGUACGAACUGAGUUUAAUUCAUUCGGGGACUUGCCUGAUGAUACAUGUAAAGUAUUGAGUUCUUGUCCGGCUACUAUACUUCUGACAGGAAGUAAUAAGACUCUUGGAGAAAGUAUUGGAAGAAAUAUGUUCAGCGGUGGAUCAGCUCUAGAUUUGUCUGACAUUAGAAAGUUGUUCAGCAGCGGAUCAACUCGAGAUUACUCUGACAUGUUCUAUAGCUUAGCCUAUAAUGUAUUGGGUUCCGAGACACAUGUUAAGUAUGUGAAUUUUCUCGACCCAGCUUUCUUCUCUGACCAGACAAUUUACAAUGUUCGACCGCAGUGUUCUCCUUACUCCACGUUUUCUCUUCCAUUAGAAUUUGGUUCUAUACCUGUUCAGCAAGCGAUAAGUUGUGUAAAAGGUUUACACUUGUGGCGUAAUAAUUCUUAUGAGAUCAAUGAUGAGCUGUAUAAAGGUUACAGGAACGGGAAUCCAGAGGGAAUGACAAACGAGAUAACAGCAGCGUUUGAUUUCCUUAACUCAAAUAGAAAUGGUUUCAAUGUGAGUAUUUGGUAUAACUCUACCUAUAAGAAUGUCAUACGCAAUCAACCAUUGGCAUUGACAAGGGUUCCUCGUUCAGUGAAUUUGGCAUCAAAUGCCUACAUUCAGUUUCUGCUUGGACCUUCUGCAAGAGUGCUGUUUGAGUUUGUCAAAGAAAUGCCCAAACCAGAAACAAAACUCCUCACUCUGGACUUUGCUUCUCUCCUUGGACCACUAUUCUUUACAUGGGUGGUUUCACAACUUUUUCCUGUUGUUUUGAUAGCUCUAGUGUAUGAGAAGCAGCAAAAACUGAGAAUCAUGAUGAAAAUGCAUGGACUUGGGGAUGUUCCCUAUUGGAUGAUUUCUUAUGCUUAUUUUCUGGUCGUAUCUUCUAUAUACAUGUUAUGUUUUGUGAUUUUUGGCUCAUUAGUAGGUAAUGCUACAGCUACUCAGUUGAACUCUAACUGUAAACUGAAGUUGUCUGACAGAAAUUUCCUUUGUUUCUCCUUUUUCCCUUUUGCAGGCUUGAAGUUCUUUUUGCUUAAUGAUUACGCCAUCCAGUUCGUGUUUUACUUCAUCUACAUAAACUUGCAAGAGUCCCUUGCUUUUUUAGUUGCUGCAUUUUUCUCGAAUGUUAAGAUAGCCACAGUCGUUGGCUAUGUAAUGGUGUUUGCAAAUGGACUCUUGUCAGCAUUCCUUUUCCAGUUCUUUCUCCAAGAUGAGUCAUUUCCCAGAGGCUGGAUUAUAGUUAUGGAGCUAUAUCCCGGCUUUUCUCUUUUUCGUGGAUUUUAUGAGUUCGCCCAAUAUGCUUUCAAGGGUAAUUAUCUUGGAACAGAUGGUAUGAGAUGGAAAGAUUUGACUGGUGAAAGAAAUGGGAUGAAGGAGGUCCUAAUAAUAAUGUUGGUGCAGUGGUUCGUUCUUCUCUCCCUUGCUUAUUAUGUUGAUCAGAUCACUACAUCAGCGAAAGAUCCCCUAUUUUUCUUGUGGCACUCCCAAAAGAAGCCUUCACCUUCCUUCAGGAAACAUAGUUUUAGAAGACAGGGGUCUAGAGUUUUCGUACAAACGGAGCAGCCUGAUGUUGCUCAGGAGAGGGAGAGAGUUGAACAGUUGCUCGAAUCAAGUACAAGUCAAGCCAUCAUUUGUGACAAUUUGAAAAAGGUUUAUCCAGGGAGAGAUGGUAACCCUGAGAAAUUUGCAGUGAGAGGAUUGUCACUUGCUUUGCCUCAAGGGGAAUGUUUUGGUAUGCUAGGUCCCAAUGGUGCUGGCAAAACUAGUUUUAUUAACAUGAUGAUUGGGCUCAUAAAACCAAGCUCUGGUACUGCAUAUGCUCAAGGUAUGGAUAUACGAACAGACAUGGAUAUGAUAUACAGCAACAUGGGUGUGUGUCCGCAGCAUGACUUACUUUGGGAAAAGUUAACAGGAAGGGAACACCUACUUUUCUAUGGAAGGCUAAAAAAUCUUAAAGGAGCAGACUUGACACAAGCAGUUGAAGAAUCUCUUAAGAGUGUCAACUUGUUUCAUGGAGGCGUUGCUGACAAGCGAGCUGGUAAAUACAGUGGAGGAAUGAAGAGGAGGCUAAGUGUUGCUAUUUCACUGAUUGGAGAUCCCAAGGUUGUCUACAUGGAUGAGCCCAGCACUGGACUGGAUCCAUCUUCACGAAGUAAUUUGUGGAAUGUCGUCAAACGUGCAAAGCAAGAUAGAGCAAUUAUUCUCACCACUCAUUCAAUGGAAGAAGCAGAGCAUCUAUGUGAUCGAUUAGGAAUAUUUGUAGAUGGCAGCUUGCAGUGCAUAGGAAAUCCCAAAGAGUUGAAGGCAAGAUAUGGAGGGUCUUAUGUGUUGACGAUGACAACAUCAUCAGAUAACGAGGAGGAAGUGGAGCACAUGGUGCGACGCCUAUCCCCAAAUGCCAACAAGAUAUACCAUAUAUCGGGGACACAGAAGUUUGAGUUGCCAAAGCAAGAGGUUAAAAUUGCACAUGUAUUUCAAACUGUUGAAAAAGCAAAGAGUAGAUUCACUGUUUAUGCUUGGGGUCUGGCUGAUACAACUUUGGAGGAUGUGUUUAUCAAGGUUGCUCGUAGUGCUCAUGCUUUCAACGUUCUCUCUUGACGUCCAUGAUCAAAAACAAUCUAUAAUACAUAUUUAACUUCGGAAUUGUUUAUAAUAUCAUAUAUAUUUACAAUAAAUUAAGAGCAUUUAGAACUAAAUACAAGUUGUUGCAACUUGCAAGG
Capsicum annuum is the source of this 3275-nucleotide messenger RNA. Its product is annotated as ABC transporter A family member 7. Lineage: Eukaryota; Viridiplantae; Streptophyta; Magnoliopsida; Solanales; Solanaceae. Gene Ontology annotation, cellular component: membrane; intracellular membrane-bounded organelle. Gene Ontology annotation, molecular function: ATP hydrolysis activity; lipid carrier activity; ABC-type transporter activity. Gene Ontology annotation, biological process: transmembrane transport; lipid transport. Bases 169 to 3153 code for a protein of 994 amino acids. The record is from RefSeq and is a predicted model, not a curated record. The transcript is spliced from 17 exons.